Molecule: messenger RNA, 1081 nt
Organism: Solanum lycopersicum (tomato)
Lineage: Eukaryota; Viridiplantae; Streptophyta; Magnoliopsida; Solanales; Solanaceae
Product: chaperonin-like RbcX protein 2, chloroplastic
Biological process (GO): ribulose bisphosphate carboxylase complex assembly
Molecular function (GO): protein folding chaperone
Source: RefSeq, a predicted model, not a curated record
UUUUGGGCAACAAGUUCAAUUCCUAGUAAAGAUUUGGCCCGUGUUCUCCUGAGAAAGGAAGAAGCUCAAUUGCUUGUCGAUUAAAAAAAAAUCCUUUGUCAAACAAAUUUGGACCUCAGAAAAAAAACAACAUAAAAUCUCCCAAAAAAAAUGUGUUUUCAAGAAUCUGCAACAGAAGAUUCAGCCAUCAAGCCCUCUGCUCUCUACCCCAUCAAUUUCCCAUUUUUUCAAACCCCCAACUCAUAAUGGUUGGAACUAUUUCUGGGUCUGGAAGAUCAUUAGCUGAAACUCACUCUACUCCAUGUUUGUGCUUGAAUCCUAGUCGUAACUCAGGCAGCACUAAUUUUAGGAGUAAUAGGGAAUUGGGGUUGUGGAGAACCUUUAAGGGGAGAAAGCAGUUGAAUUUAAGUAGUAGUUUCUUGGAAGCAUGGUGUGAGUGGAGGUUAUCUGCAAAGAUGGUGUCUUUGGCUUUAAAUGGAGGUUCAAGAAAGAGACAGAAGAUUAGGAAACUCACUGUUGUUGGUGGGUUGGAAGUGGAAGAUGAUGAUUCAGGGGAAGAUGUUAAAAAUGAAAUAAUCAAUGUUAUCACUUACAAGGCUGUACGGACUGUUCUUCAACAACUCUAUGAGAUGAACCCCCCACAGUAUACAUGGUUUUACAAUUUUAUAGUAAACCACGUGCCUAACACUGGGAAAAAUUUCCUUCAACAGCUUUUCAAGGAAAAGCGAGAACUUGCUGAGAGAGUGAUGAUUACACGUCUUAGCCUUUACAGCAUAUGGAUGCAGAAAUGUGAUCAUGCUGAAUUAUACAACAGAAUAUCUGAUGAGAAUGUGGAACUGAUGCGUGAACGACUAGCUCAAACUGUUAUAUGGCCAUCUGAUGAUGAUCAGAUUGCUGGAAGUUUGGAUUGAUUAAUGGGAGAAAGCUAACUCUCUUUGGUCACUAUAUAAAAAAUUGAUCAUUCAGCAGCCUUUAGCGAUAUUGGUUCUUAAUGACACUUAACUAAUGUCAGUAAAGACUUUAAUAUUCUUUAUUAAUAUCAAUAUUUAAUACCGCUAAAAGUUAUUCUUGUCGUAGUCGA